This is a messenger RNA of Trichoplusia ni (cabbage looper), 1398 nucleotides long. RefSeq lists its product as uncharacterized. NCBI's taxonomy places the organism in Eukaryota, Metazoa, Arthropoda, Insecta, Lepidoptera, Noctuidae. The transcript is spliced from 4 exons. Bases 503 to 1144 code for a protein of 213 amino acids. The record is from RefSeq and is a predicted model, not a curated record.
GUGUAGCGAAAUGGUUCUAAAAAUUAAAUGUAUUUAAAGAAAGUAUCAAGGAAAUCCGAUCUAUUAGCUACAAAUAAACAUAGAAUGCCUUUAAUAUUUUAUUUUAUAAGAACGGAUGACGUUAUGUCUAUUGUAACGAAACAAAAUUAUGUGGGUAGCGAAUUUUGAGGUGUCAUAUUGUGUAGGAUGUUUCGCAAGGACACUCUUGAAAGUAUAAUAGGUGAACUUUAUCUUGAGAUCUCUAUUUUUAUAAAAUUCCUAAAAAAAUACUUUACAUCGUAUAUCAACAUAUCGUACUGAAUUUACACGAUAAUAUUAAUCUAACUUCCAUAUUUUCUCAGACUAAAAACUGUAUAAAACUUUGUCUAUAUAAUAGAGAAAAAAAACUAAAUCCAUAGUCAAAGAACGUGACAUAGAAGUUCUAUCAAAAUUUCCCAUGAGUUUACUGGUUCUAAAUUUCUGUUCUUUUCUCGAUAAUUAAUUGUGUGAUACACAAACAUCAAUGGCUAAGGCAGACGCGCCCCCGAAACCAAAAAAACCGUAUGAAGAAAUAAGUGCUAUAUUUAAUGGGAACGAGGUAAAAAUACGUGUACCCAAAAGCACGUCGAAGCCGCCAAAGCUGACUCCAUCUCAGUUGAAGCUGCAGCAGAGUUGUACGUGUGACGAAGAAGGUUCUAUAUGCUCGGAGACAUGCGGCAUGAUCAAAGGCGAAGGCAGCUGUCCGGCGAAUAGGCUUGACUUUCAGAUACCAGAUGACAUUUGCGAAUCGCUAACACAUCGAACGGCGUUAAACUCGGAGAUGGUUUACGCGAAGACGGGAACGAAUGAUACUAUGUGUAACAUUUGCAACGUGACGCCUAAGGACGCGCCGAAAGGGGUGCAGGCACAGAAAGUUUUGCAUCCAGAUAAAGAUGUCUUUAUACUGAAGAUUGGGAAGCAAACUGAUGAACCAAAUCGCACUGGAAAUAUAGAGGUGGAGCUUGUAACACCUCGAGCGCCGGCUAAAGCGCAGCCGAAGACACACAACUGCAUACAGAUCCAGUGCGAGGAGGAGGACAUCCCGUGCUGCAUGCCGUGCAGGACCUGUCGGGGAGUCACCCCCAAAAAGAGGAAGCUCAAGAGGCCCCGGUGUUGCCCCUACUAACCCAAACCGCACGAUGAUCAGGGUUGAAUUUACUCAAGACAUUUUCACCCUAGUUGAAUUUAAGCAAGACAUUUCAUCCAGGAUGAAGGAACGGAUUUCAUCCCGGGUGAUUAUUUUCAUGUCUCUCUCACCCAGGUUCUGUUUAAGCCAAGUAUCUCUGUUAUGGUUAAGUAAUUAUAUAUUAAACUGUAUCAAAAUAAUUUCAACUAAAAAGAAUCCAAAUAUAUACACAGGAUUUAGGAAAUAUUAGUAAA